GAGCCCUGGACUUGGCUACGACGAUGCAUUCAUCCGAUCCCAGUCGCUUCCGAGCACAUGAUGAGCGACACUUCCCCAACUGAGACCGCCCAAGCAGCAGAAAAGCAGUUAGAGUUACCUGCAGAGGGUGGGACACAAGCAUGGCUUUGCGUUCUAGGCGCAUUUCUCUCCAUUUUUUGCACGUUCGGUUUCCUUAACGCCAUCGGUGUAUUUCAAGUCACCUACCAAGCCACGACGCUCCGCAAUUAUACUCCGUCCGACAUAUCCUGGAUCUUUGCUGUACAGCUCGCCUUGAUGUGGGCUCCGGGUCCCAUCUUCGGUCGACUCGUAGACACUUAUGGUCCCGCCUGCGUACUCUAUCCUUGCUCGUUGCUUUGUGUCUUCUCGCUCUGCAUGACGAGCCUGGCCGACAAAUACUACCAAAUCUUUUUGGCACAAGGAUUGGGAUUUGGCGUCGGGGCUGGAGGGGUGUUCACAACAUCGAUGGUCUGUCUUGGCCAGUGGCACGUUCGGCGACGUUCGUUGGCCACUGGCAUAGCUACCACUGGGAGUAGCCUUGGAGGAGUCAUCUUCCCCAUAUUCUUCCCUCGGGUGAUGGACCAGGUUGGCUUCUACGGAGCUAUUCGAUACACAGCACUCAUGAUCGGCGUUCUCAUGCUAGCAUCUUGCUUUCUCAUCACUUCGAGACUGCCGCGGAAGAAGUGGGACUGGGGUGUACAAUGGUUUGACUUGACGUUGUUCAAGGAAAAGCAAUUCGCGAUAUUCACGGUCGGGGCUUUUCUUGGGAUGUGGGUCGUUUUCGCUCCGCUCGAUUACCUCCCCAGCAUGGCGCAAGAACACGGUUUCUCUUCCACGCUGGCAUUGUAUCUGAUCUCCAUCGUCAAUGCAUCCUCGAUCUUCGGACGAACUAUACCUCCGUACUUUGCAGACUACAUCGGCUCCUUCAACAUCGUCACAAUGAGCGCUGGAUUAAGCGGAGUCUGCAUGCUUGCUCUCUGGCUACCGUUCAACUAUCAUUCUAACCACACAGGUACUAUUGUGUUCGCUGUGGCAUAUGGUUUCACCAGUGGCGCCUUCGUCUCCCUACUCAUGCCUUGCGUGGCGAAGUCUGGUAGUAUCGAGACGCUCGGGCGGCGCUUCGGGACGUUUCAGAUUAUCAUGUCGAUUGCCAACGUUACGGGACUACCGAUCAUGGGUGCCAUACUGGAUCGACAGCGCGGUACGAAUUAUUCGGGUUUAAUACUCUUCGGGGGAAUUGGCUCGAUUGUCGGAGCUGCAUUCCUCAUUGUCGCAACGUAUCUCCUGGGUAAGAAACUUGGUACCUGGAAAGUCUGAUCUCGCAGCCCACGGCUGGAGCACGUAUUAGCUCUUCACAACAUGCAUCGCCGAAAAUCAGUAGAUUGAUUAGCAUUGAAGACUGCAGAGGAGAUAGCAC
Messenger RNA from Paraphaeosphaeria sporulosa, 1435 nucleotides. RefSeq names its product MFS general substrate transporter. Gene Ontology annotation, cellular component: fungal-type vacuole membrane. NCBI's taxonomy places the organism in Eukaryota, Fungi, Ascomycota, Dothideomycetes, Pleosporales, Didymosphaeriaceae. The record is from RefSeq and is a predicted model, not a curated record. Bases 58 to 1335 code for a protein of 425 amino acids. Gene Ontology annotation, biological process: transmembrane transport. The transcript is spliced from 6 exons. Gene Ontology annotation, molecular function: transmembrane transporter activity.